AUGCAUGAAGUAGGAUCAACGUGGGAUCUCAAUUUCUUCACGCAGCUCGUAUUGACUCUCCUCUUCCUCUCCCUCGGUCUCCUCUUCUUCGUCAAACGAACGGCGGCCAACUACUUCGAGGUCGGCGGCGCCCCCGGUGGUUUCCACCGCCGAAAUUUCAUGGUUCCCCCCGACGCGGCUGAAUGCUCCGUCUGUGGGAAGCUCUCCACCAAGAAGUGCUCUCGUUGCAAAUCCGUUCGAUACUGCUCUGCGGAGUGCCAAAAGUCAGACUGGAACUCGGGGCAUAAACUACAAUGCAAGGUGUUUAAGAGCUCUGGCUCAUCACCUGUGAGAAAGGAUGAUCUCGAUUUCAAAGCUUCUCUCUUUGGGAAUAGGACUGUGUCUAAGACUGCAUUGUCUCCUAAGCUGAGCCAAAGCAAAGCUGUUGUCGUCAAGCCAGGAGAUGUUCUUUUCCCAUACGAGACUUUUGUUAACUAUUUCAACUGGGACAAACCUACAUUGGCUCCUUGUGGGCUCACCAAUUGUGGAAACAGUUGUUUCGCUAAUGUGGUUCUACAAUGCCUUUCAUGGACACGCCCUCUUGUUGCCUACCUACUGGAGAGAGGCCACAAGAGAGAAUGUAGGCGCAAUGAUUGGUGCUUCUUCUGUGAGUUUGAAACCCAUCUCGAAAGAGCAAACAUGAGCCGGUUCCCGUUUUCACCAAUGAACAUUAUCUCGCGGUUGCCUAACAUUGGUGGGAAUCUUGGGCAUGGGAGACAGGAAGACGCUCAUGAGUUGAUGAGGUUUGUAAUUGACAUGAUGCAAUCUGUUUGCCUCGACGAGUUUGGUGGAGAGAAAGCGGUGCCUCCUCGUGCCCAAGAAACAACACUUAUUCAACACAUUUUUGGCGGUCUCCUUCAGUCACAGGUCAAGUGUACUGUUUGCAGUAAUGUUUCUGACCAAUACGAAAAUAUGAUGGAUUUAACGGUUGAGAUCCACGGGGAUGCGGUAUCAUUGGAGGAAUGUCUCGAUCAGUUCACUGCUAAAGAAUGGCUUCAGGGAGAUAACCUUUACAAAUGUGAUAGAUGUAAUGACUAUGUGAAGGCAUGUAAGCGCCUUUCAAUUCGUUCUGCUCCUAAUAUUCUCACAAUUGCCUUGAAAAGAUUCCAGGGUGGGAGGUUUGGUAAACUGAACAAAAGAAUUGGUUUUCCGGAGACAUUUGAUCUCGGCCCUUACACGAGCGGUGGAGGAGAAGGAUCAGAUGUGUACAAUCUUUACGCUGUGAUUGUCCAUUUAGAUAUGUUGAAUGCCUCAUUUUUCGGCCACUACAUUUGCUACGUUAAGGACUUGCGAGGAGACUGGUAUAGAAUAGACGAUUCUGAGGUGGAAAAAGUCGAACUAGAGGAUGUCCUUUCUCAACGAGCAUACAUGCUCCUCUACAGCAGGGUUCAGACUAGACCGUCAAGCCUUAGACCCGAAGAAGUUCAAGAUGAGAAGAAAACAGAUACAUUAAACAUAGAAUCUAGCCAAGAUGGAUCUGUUGAGAGUUCUGGGGUGGGUGCAAAUGUGUCCUCGCUGUGUAACGGCAUCUCCAUCUCACAUUCAGAAGGAUCAUCAUCAUCAUCUUUGUCAUCAUCAGUAAGUGUCUCUGAAAAAGAAGGGGAAGUUGCCGAGAGGGUGGAUACGGUAGAUUCCGAGUCAAAUCCUUCUAUUGACAUGGAACAUGAUUCUGGAACAGAUAAUCAAGAAGGAGAAGUAGUAAAUGGGAAAGAGAAUCCAACGGUUGAAGAACCGGCUAUUGAUUCUUCUUGUUCGGACAAUAAUGCUUCAUCCCCAUCUGCUGCCACAGAAAAUUCAACGGUUGAAGAUCCUGCUUGUUCGGACAUUACUACUUCAUCUCCAUCUGCUGCUAUAGAGUCCAAUCACCAGGAGGAGAAAGAAGGUUCAGACACCAAGAUGAUUGAUGAUGCUCAGUGAAUCCAAAAGGAUAGUGAAAGUCGCAACAUUUUUCAUGGCUCUUGAAGAUCAACAAGGGAGCUUCUAACUUAACAAUAAUGUUGGCAAGUUUGUUUUUAGACGCUGCGGCUUCUGGUGCUUGAAGGAUAUGAUCUAUUUAGAAGAAAUCAUUAGUCCUAUGUGAGAUAGAAACUUCAGGAUCAGCAAGUAUGUAGUAAGUUAUUCUUUGUCUUUUAGAAUAGAUUUUACCAUUGAACCCAAAACCCUUAUAGCAAUAACGAUUAAUACAGUGACAACUUCUGUGCUUAGUGGUGGACUAGUUCACUAUGGUUUCUGGUUUUUGAUUUCUUUUAUAUCUAUGCAUCUUCAGACUGAGGA
Brassica oleracea var. oleracea is the source of this 2313-nucleotide messenger RNA. Its product is annotated as ubiquitin carboxyl-terminal hydrolase 19-like. Gene Ontology annotation, cellular component: cytosol; nucleus. The record is from RefSeq and is a predicted model, not a curated record. Gene Ontology annotation, molecular function: cysteine-type deubiquitinase activity; cysteine-type endopeptidase activity. The coding region runs from base 1 to 1956 and encodes 651 amino acids. The transcript is spliced from 10 exons. Lineage: Eukaryota; Viridiplantae; Streptophyta; Magnoliopsida; Brassicales; Brassicaceae. Gene Ontology annotation, biological process: protein deubiquitination.